Messenger RNA from Hordeum vulgare subsp. vulgare (domesticated barley), 669 nucleotides. RefSeq lists its product as uncharacterized. The record is from RefSeq and is a predicted model, not a curated record. Lineage: Eukaryota; Viridiplantae; Streptophyta; Magnoliopsida; Poales; Poaceae. The transcript is spliced from 4 exons. The coding region runs from base 81 to 371 and encodes 96 amino acids.
AUUGGAGGAUUCGACGGUUCAUAUUAGGUGAGUGUGAAUUGGUAGCAUCUCUCUCACGUCAAUUUGGUAGCAGCCUUUGGAUGUCAGGUGGCGGCCAUGGCGCUCGUAGAUACGCUGACGCUCUAAGGAGGCAAAACUCCAGUUUUGGGGGCUUACACCAUCGCCGUUCCUCGGGACUCGGAAGGAGGAGCGUCGUCCAUAGACGAAAGAGGAGGUUGAGACAUCUAUGGCGCCUGCUGCAGCGACCACGAGUACCACAUCAAAAAGAAAGACCAAACCAAGCUGCAAUUUCACAUGUAAACUGCUACCCUGCUCGUCUCCCGGCAAGGCACAUCUACCUCUCAUGUGAAGGGUCGCGGCUACCGCAAUAGCGCUGAUGCUGUGCGACAAGGAGGCGCACGAGUUCAUCAACCGUUCCAUCUCGGAUGAUACCACCAGAUUAGUAUAAGCAUGGAUGAAGUGUAAUAUCGUGGACUGAGUUGCUAGAAUUCACAUUGCCAUGGUUACUGGCUGGGCAUACUGUAUGCGCACAAUCAUUUUGACCUAUGCCAAAUGAGUUAAAAAUAAAGAGUUAGCCUGCAGAUGUAAGUUGCUGAAUCUUUUUUGUACACUUCAUGCUCAUAUUUGAUAAUAUUUACCAAGCAAUAAUCAUUUCCUAGAUGUAUUUUC